AUGAGGCACCCGGACAGUUCUCGAUUCGAGAGGCAGAGGUCGGGGGCAGGGACGGACGCAGCGGGAGAGGGGAGGGCGGGGAGCAUGGUGGCUCCCCGGAAGGUGGCGUCGCCGGGGCAGGUGCAGUUGGAGGGACGGUCACCCCAAGAAGCAGCCGUGGCGGCUCGCAGCGCCGCAGCGACAGCGGCGAAGGUGGCAGCGGCAGCGAAGGCGAACGCAGCAGCUAAGGCGAGCGCGGCCGUGAAGGCAGCCGCAGCUGCAAAGGCAGCGCUGGAGGCCGCAGCGCAUGCGUGCAGAGCGGAGGCGGCGUGCCGGGCGGAGCUGCGGAGGAAGGUGGCGAAUGCGAAUGAGAACAGGUCGGGAGGGGGAGGAGGAGGAAGGGGGAUGAGGCUGGAGAUCAACGAGGCGAUAGCGAAUGCGGUGGAGGAGUCGAUUCAGCAGCGCGAGGCGGGCGGGGAAGGGAAGGAGGAGGCGAUGGAGGGAGUGGAGAUGGAGUUCGGGGGCGUGGGGGUGGCGGACGAGGCGAGCAUGUUGUUCGACGCGCUGGUGGCGGCGGACGAGGGGGGGAUGGAGGGCGGGAGCGUGGGGGCGGACGGUCGGAGGCCGGACUACCUGCAGGAGAUAUUGGAGGCAGCAGUGCUGACGGACACGGCGAUGUCGUUCAACGAGGGUGGGCACGUGGGGAUGUCGGAUGCGGAGACAAUGGGGGCGGAGGGAGGAGCAGGAGUCGGGGAGGAGGCAGGGCAUGAGCAUGGGCAUGGGCAUGGGGAGGAGCUGGAGCAAGGGGCAGUGGGAGCGUCGGGGUUGGGCGAUGUGGGAGACGGCGACGGAGACGGAGUUAGAGGCGGAUAUGGUGUUGGAGAGGGAGAGGGAGAAGGGGAGGGAGGUGCAGCGGAGGUGGAGAGGGGUGCAGGCGAGGGCAUGAGUUUGGAGGUGGAAGGGGUGGCAGGAGGGGGGUCGUCGGUGGCGGAGGGUGUAGCGGUGGGGAAGGAGGAAAGCAGCACGUCGACAGUGGUGGACGAUGCGGAGAUGCGGGAGGGAGCGGGUAGCGAGGGAGGUGGGGUAGGAGAGGAAGGGGGUGGAGGAGGAGAAGAAGAGGGUGGGGUAGGACCAUCGAGCAUGAGUGAAGUUGGGUCGGAGGCAGUGUCAGUGGUGCAGGAGGACUGCGCGUCGGGACGGGGGGUAGCGGGAGAUGUGGGGGUGGCGGGGGCCGGUCUGGUGGCUGCGGACGAGCGGAGAGAGGGAGGUUUGGCCGGGACCUUCAUUGCAAGUGUGGAUGUGGUUUAAUCCGGAGUGUCGGUGAUUGCGGUGAAGGAUGCGAUAAGUGGUGUUAAUGGAAGUGUUGCUCAAGGUGGUUGAGUUCAGAUGAGGUGUUUCAAACAUUGGCGUGUUCGGUCUUGGUGUUCAGCGAUUUUUUCAUUCGUUUCUGGAAAUUUAUUUAGAGCGUUCUGCUCUGUGGUGUGCAUCUUCGAUGGUUUUGUCUGGUCACACAGCUGAACAGGAGUUGCAUUUAUUCGUCGCCAUUGGCAAUCGUCGGAGUGUUUUACAAGAACACAUGCAAGGGAGCACAACAAUUGUUUUAGCGAAAGUGAUGACUUUGGAGUCUGGAUGUUAUUGUGAGGAUAGGAAGACAUCUCGUCAGCCUUUUGUACAUGAAUACUAUAUCUUGUAUGCCUUCACAGGAACGAUGCAUCAAAGCAGCUGAGUCACGACAGCUGUGUCCAUAUAUGAAUUUCGACUGUUAUUCAUUCAGUUCUAGGUGUGAAAAAGUGUGUACAGUGGAUCUAGUAAAUUUCUGCUGAUACAGAACUGGGUUUUCUCUGAACAGAGGAUGGGAAGCCGCACUCGAUUCUGGUUUUUUGUAAACUAUGUAUAAUUUUUUCCCUUCAGAACUACUUAUUCUUUUCAAAAUUCUGAUUUGUUGUUCUGAUUCGGACACACACACACACAUUUAUAUAUAUAUAUAUAUAUAUAUAUAUAUAUAUAUAUAUAUAUAUAUAUCAGUUGUCUGAUGUCGAUCACAGGGAACUCUGAGGACUGAGAGCAUAUGCACAAGUUCCUACUCAGGCCUGGAAAUCCUCAGUCUUCCAACCUCUUGUUGGCAGGAAUACGUUCAAACCAUCGGAUACUUGAACUCCAAUUCAAUGAUGGAUGAAGUUUAUUCUGAAGAAGCUGCCUUGCUUUGUCGAGUCGGUCAAGGAUGGGUCCACGUCUCUUCACACGUCGUGGUUGGUGACCCAUGAAGAUCAAGUUGUUGACCAACAUCCGACGACCGGCUCUCUGCUUUGCUGGGUUCAGAAUGUGAACAUUCUGAUAUCUUCUGAUUUUUAGUAUUGCUUGUGUUCUGCAGGGUAGAGACAUUUUGUUUGAGUGUUGCCCUCAUUCAGAAAGAAUGUUCGGAUACUUUUCACCAUGCGCUAAGAAUUGUUCAUCUUUCCACUCACAAUAUAGGUGAUAAGAAAUAGAGCCAACCUGUUUCUUGCUUCUUGUCCACAAAAUGUAAAAGAAUAUGCUUUUCAUCCUG
Messenger RNA from Physcomitrium patens, 2524 nucleotides. The record is from RefSeq and is a predicted model, not a curated record. NCBI's taxonomy places the organism in Eukaryota, Viridiplantae, Streptophyta, Bryopsida, Funariales, Funariaceae.